AUGAUCCCCUAUGGCUCCCGUCUCCUGCCCAACGUCGUUGACGAGACAGCAAAGAGUCAACCGGAGCUUCCUUACUCUUAUGUUCCUGUCAGCAGCAAUGUCGGUGAUGGUUUCAGGACCGUGACCUUUUAUGAGAUUGCAACAGCUGCAAACCAUGUGGCCUUCUGGAUUGAACAGAACUUGGGGCUCAGCACCUGCUUCGAGACACUGGCAUAUAUGGGCAUAGGUGAUCUUCGCUAUGUUGUGGUGUUUCUCGCUGCCGUCCUGCUGCCCUCACCAAGAAACUCUGCCUGGAUGAACGCAUCUCUUCUUGAACAGACCCAAUGUCGACGCUUUCUCUACUCGGAGGAGGUAGAAGAGCUGGUUAUGCCUCUGUUGGAGCACAAGUCAGAUUUGCUCCUGAGCAGAACUGAGUCCUUCGAUGAUAUGAUCAGACCAGACACGCCGAACUUUGUGUGGGACAAGGAGUACGAGGCUGUGAAGUGGGACCCAGUUCUUAUUCUUCACUCAUCGGGAUCGACUGGAGCCCCGAAGCCCAUUGUGAUGAACCAUGCAACAUUUGCCGUGGGCGAUCAUGACCGAAACCUGCCCAAAGUUCCCGGUCGUGUAAACCAAAACUGGUCUCUGUGGGAUUUCCCAGAGCAAGAGACUUUCUUCUCCCCAUUCCCAGCAUUUCACCUCGCAGGCUUUUCAUCCCUGGUUUUACUCCCAAUUUACUAUCAGAAUGCGAAGCUUGUCAUGAGCCCUCCAUCGCGUCCCCCCACCGGCCAUCUGGUCAGCGAAAUUAUGGACCAUUUCAAGCUGAAGUCAAUAUUCUGCCCGCCAAUUGUUGCAGAGCAGCUAGCUCAGGAGCCCGAUGGCAUUGAAAAAUGCAAGGGCCUCAAGUUCCUCCUCUAUGCCGGGGGACCUCUCUCCCAUGACGCCGGUGAGGCAUUAAGCAAGGUUACAGAUGUUUGUCAGUUCUAUGGACAGACCGAGACCGGCGCUAUCCAGGCAUUGGUGCCAAGGCGAGAAGAUUGGGCCAGCCUGGAAUGGAAUCCAGUACAGGAAGUCGUCAUGGAACCGUAUGAGGAGCAUAUCUACGAGAUGACUUUGCGGCGCAAUCCGAAUCUUGAGAAGAUCCGCAGCGUUUCUGCCAAUUUUCCGGACGAGGAGGUGUGGCACACCAAAGACUUGUUCAAGCGCAACCCAUGCAAUCCGAACCUGUGGACUUUUCACGGCCGCGUCGACGACAUUGUCGUCUUAUCGAACGGAGAAAAGUUCAACCCAGUUCCUAGCGAGGUUCAAAUAUCAGCCCACCCACUCGUCAAUGGUUCGCUCAUCAUUGGCCAAGGUCGCCCACAACCCUCCCUGAUCUUAGAGCUGAAAGAACCCCACGAUACUCUGAAGCAUCUGGUACAGACUGUCUGGCCGACCAUCGAAAAAGCCAAUACUCAGGCUCCUGGACAGGGCCGAAUCACCCGAGACAUGAUUCUUAUUGCUUCCCCCUCGAAACCAUUCAAAAGAUCCCCCAAGGGCACCGUGGUCAGGGCCACUACGAGUCGCCUAUACCAAGAUGAGCUCGAUCAGUUGUAUAAGCGUGAGAUCUCGAACAAUAUCGAGCACAUUAAUCUCGCUUCGAUCACCGAUCCUGAAGUGAUCACCAACUUCGUUAGCGAUGUUGUUAUGGCCGCUUUCCCAGGGCACACUGUGCAGCCGACAGAUGAUCUUUUCGGUCUGGGCCUCGACUCGUUGCAGACCAUGGAGAUAAUUAGACUGCUCAAGGCUGGCAUUCGUGCACAUGAUCGUGCGGCGGAUAUCUCUUGGGUGUCGAUGAAGUACAUCUACCAGCACCCAUCCAUUGCUGAGUUAGUUCAAGCCAUUAUCCGGGUCGGUUCUGCGAGGAGCACUGGUGUGUCAGAAGGCCAGGACAAUGCUGAUGCACUCGAGCAACGCGUUCGGAAGAUGAAUGAGAUGCUCCGAAAAUACACUACCGGCCUUCCUCAACGGUUCAGUCACAACGCAAGGCAGUCUCGUCCUCAAAACGGAUUCCAUAUCAUUUUGACAGGCUCUACCGGCUCAUUGGGCACACAGCUGCUAGUGAAGUUGCUCUCAAACACCAGCGUAGCCCGAGUCGUCUGUCUGGAUCGAUCAUCUGACGCCGAGUCGCGCAUAAAGACCUCUCUCUCAACAUGGCCGAUUCCACCAAGCAUCGACCCCUCGAGGGUUUCUUUCCACCAAGCAGACUACAAACAAGCUGACCUGGGUCUCCCGACCGCGGUUUUCAACGACCUGCGGGAUACCACCAACGUCGUUAUCCACAAUGCCUGGAAGGUGGACUUCAACCACUCUCUCGAGACGUUCGAGGAGACGCACAUCCGCGGCGUGCGCAACCUCGCGAACUUCAGCGCCAGCAGCCCGACCCGCCCGCGGAUCGUCUUCGUGUCCUCCAUCUCCUCGGUCGGAGACUGGUGCGCUGUCGACCCGGGGGUAAAGGCCAUCCCUGAGUCCCUGCCGCCAACACUCGGGGCCGCCCAGGCUACCGGUUAUGCAGAGUCCAAGGCGGUCGCCGAGCAUAUCCUUGCUGCCGCCGCGGAGACGAGCGGUGUCGACGUCUCGAUCCUUAGGGUCGGACAGAUCGCGGGGCCUUCUUUGCCUGGGAACGGGGCCAAAUGGAAUGAGUCUGAAUGGUUUCCUAUCAUGCUCAAGACGGCCAAGGCCAUGAAGCAGAUCCCGGACGGGCGUGCUCUUGGCGACGUUGACUGGAUUCCGGUCGAUUUUCUGUCGUCCGUCAUUUGGGAGCUUGCUUCGGCGGAUCAACCCACGGUUGGGGGGGAAAGCACCAAGAGGCCGUUGCGCAUUUUCCACCUCGUAAAUCCCGCUCGCAGGCCGUGGGCCGAGAUAUUGCCCUCCAUCAAGGCCGGGAUAGCAGGGGGCGGGUCUAUGGAAGACGUUUCCAUGGCCGAUUGGAUUUCCCAGCUCGAGCAGACGAAUCUACAUGACCAGGAAGAGCUGUUGUCGAGGCCAGCGGUGAAAAUCUUGGAUUUCUUCAGGGGUGUCGAGGAUAGACGGGGUGUCACAGCAACCAACGGAAUCGCCUUUUCAACUGAACAAGCCAAGAGGUCGAGCCAAGAACUGUGUGCCCUGGAACCGGUGCAGGAUGAAUGGCUGUGUAGAUGGAUCAGGGACUGGGGGCUAUGGUAUCGACAAUGA
This is a messenger RNA of Diaporthe batatas, 3192 nucleotides long. RefSeq lists its product as uncharacterized. Lineage: Eukaryota; Fungi; Ascomycota; Sordariomycetes; Diaporthales; Diaporthaceae. The coding region runs from base 1 to 3192 and encodes 1063 amino acids. The record is from RefSeq and is a predicted model, not a curated record. The transcript has 2 exons.